AUGAGCCUCCAGUCCAAGGGCCUGGAGGACGAAGCCCGAGGAGGGAGAGGGCGGGCGAGGAGCAGCUGUCCGCGCACAGGUGACAGAUUCGGGCAAAGACCCUCCAGGAAGCCAGAUCCCAAAGCCAAAGCAGCUCCAGGCAGGUGCAGAGCCUGGCCCGGUGGGAAGGAGCGCACCGUGGGCAGCUCCAGGCCAGGGUCGCCCCAGAGGAAGCAGCUGGAGCGCAGGCGAGGCCAUGAGGAGCUGCGGGGACGGGAACGGAGCUCAGCCGGCAGGAUCCGCGACAGCCGGAGGAAGAGGGACGGGCGAGCUUCCCUGAAGGAGCAGAGCUCAUCCGCAGAGAAGAAGGGGCUUCCGAGGAAGGAAGAGGCGUGGGAGCAGCUGAGGAAGCCCAGAUCACUCUCCUUAGCCUCCAGUGGUUCUGGUGGGGAGUCCCUGUCUGAGGAGGAGCUGGCCCAGAUCCUGGAGCAGGUGGAAGAAAAAAAGAAGCUCAUUGCCACCAUGCGGAACAAGCCCUGGCCCAUGGCCAAGAAGCUGACCGAGCUCAGGGAGGCCCAAGAAUUUGUGGAGAAAUAUGAAGGAGCCUUGGGAAAAGGGAAAGGCAAGAGACUCUACGCCUACAGAAUGCUGAUGGCUAAGAAAUGGGUCAAGUUCAAGAGAGACUUUGAUAAUUUUAAGAUGCAAUGUAUUCCCUGGGAGAUGAAAAUCAAGGACAUUGAAAGUCACUUUGGGUCUUCAGUGGCAUCGUAUUUCAUCUUUCUCCGGUGGAUGUAUGGAGUCAACCUCGUCCUUUUUGGCUUAAUCUUUGGUCUCGUCAUAAUCCCAGAGGUGCUGAUGGGCGUGCCCUACGGAAGCAUCCCCAGGAAGACGGUGCCUCGAGCUGAGCAGGAGAAAGCCAUGGACUUCUCCGUCCUCUGGGACUUUGAGGGCUACAUCAAGUAUUCGGCUCUCUUCUACGGCUACUACAACAACCAGAGGACCAUCGGGUGGCUGCGGUACAGGCUGCCGAUGGCUUACUUUAUGGUGGGGGUCAGCGUGUUUGGCUACAGCCUGAUGAUUGUCAUUAGAUCGAUGGCCAGCAAUUCCCAGGGGAGCACGAGCGAAGGGGAGAGUGACAACUUCACCUUCAGCUUCAAGAUGUUCACCAGCUGGGACUACCUGAUCGGGAAUUCAGAGACAGCCGACAACAAGUACGCCUCCAUCACCACCAGUUUCAAGGAAUCAAUCGUGGAUGAGCAAGAGAGCAACAAGGAGGAAAAUGUCCACCUGACAAGAUUCCUCCGCGUUCUGGCCAACUUCCUCAUCAUCUGCUGUCUGUGUGGGAGCGGGUAUCUCAUCUACUUUGUGGUGAAGCGAUCCCAGGAAUUCUCCAAAAUGCAGAACGUCAGCUGGUAUGAAAGAAAUGAGGUGGAGAUUGUGAUGUCCCUGCUUGGGAUGUUUUGUCCCCCUCUGUUUGAAACCAUUGCUGCCCUGGAGAAUUACCACCCUCGCAUUGGGCUGAAGUGGCAGCUGGGACGCAUCUUUGCGCUCUUCCUGGGAAACCUCUACACAUUUCUCUUGGCCCUGAUGGACGAUGUGCACCUCAAGCUUUCUAAGGAAGAGACCAUAAAAAACAUCACCCACUGGACCCUGUUUAACUAUUACAACUCCUCGGGCUGGAACGAGAGCGUCCCCCGGCCACCCUUGCACCCUGCAGAUGUGCCCCGGGGUUCUUGCUGGGAGACUGCCGUGGGCAUUGAGUUCAUGAGGCUGACAGUGUCCGACAUGCUGGUAACGUACAUCACCAUCCUGGUGGGGGACUUCCUCCGGGCGUGCUUUGUCCGGUUCAUGAACCACUGCUGGUGCUGGGACCUGGAGGCUGGGUUUCCCUCCUAUGCAGAGUUUGACAUUAGUGGAAAUGUUCUGGGUUUGAUCUUCAACCAAGGAAUGAUUUGGAUGGGCUCCUUCUACGCCCCGGGACUGGUGGGCAUCAACGUCCUGCGCCUGCUGACCUCCAUGUACUUCCAGUGCUGGGCCGUGAUGAGCAGCAACGUCCCCCACGAACGCGUGUUCAAGGCCUCGCGAUCCAACAACUUCUACAUGGGCCUGCUACUGCUGGUGCUCUUCCUCAGCCUCCUGCCUGUGGCCUACACCAUCAUGUCGCUCCCACCCUCCUUCGACUGCGGCCCAUUCAGCGGGAAAAACAGAAUGUACGACGUCCUCCACGAGACCAUUGAGAAUGACUUCCCGACCUUCCUGGGCAAGAUCUUUGCUUUCCUCGCCAACCCAGGCCUCAUCAUUCCCGCCAUCCUGCUGAUGUUCCUGGCCAUCUACUACCUGAACUCAGUUUCCAAAAGUCUCUCCCGAGCUAAUGCCCAGCUGAGGAAGAAAAUCCAGGCGCUCCGUGAAGUCGAGAAGAGCCACAAAUCUCUCAAAAGCAAAGCCAUGGCCAGAGACUCAGGGGACACACUGGAAAGCGGCUCCAAAAAUGCCACCCAGCUCCAGCUCAACAAGGAAGGGGCCACACCUCACUCUGCCAGCCAAAGCCAGAGCCUGGACAAGAAGGCCCAGGACCCGGGGACGGCCUCCAGUGCUGCCAGCAGGACCGUGCCGCCUGCCUCCAGGAGCCUUCCUGGAUCUCGUCCCACAGGGGUCAGAAAAGAUUCUGGCCAAGCCCGGUCACAGGCUCAUCCUUGGAGGUCAGGCUCUGGAAAGAGUGCUCAGAGACCUCACCACUGA
Lepus europaeus (European hare) is the source of this 2718-nucleotide messenger RNA. It is a transcript of the gene TMC2, whose product is annotated as transmembrane channel like 2. Gene Ontology annotation, molecular function: mechanosensitive monoatomic ion channel activity. Gene Ontology annotation, cellular component: plasma membrane. NCBI's taxonomy places the organism in Eukaryota, Metazoa, Chordata, Mammalia, Lagomorpha, Leporidae. Gene Ontology annotation, biological process: detection of mechanical stimulus involved in sensory perception of sound; vestibular reflex. Bases 1 to 2718 code for a protein of 905 amino acids. The transcript is spliced from 20 exons. The record is from RefSeq and is a predicted model, not a curated record.